Molecule: messenger RNA, 4017 nt
Organism: Microbotryum saponariae
Lineage: Eukaryota; Fungi; Basidiomycota; Microbotryomycetes; Microbotryales; Microbotryaceae
Source: the annotation of a GenBank genome assembly
AUGAAUCCCUACAGUCGUAAACCUUCGCUCCCCACCCCGGACAGCCGAACCGCAAGCUCGGUGUCGGCUGGUGGUCGCGCGCGAUCCCUCACGGCGCCGUCAUCCAAGUUCGCGCUCGGGGAUGAUUGCCUCCCGUCGAUUUCGGACUUUCGAGCGAGCCAGAUCUUCGUAAGUCUGAGUAUAAAUCAGGCGUUUCGAUCUCUAUGUGAGCAACGACGAGGCGAGCGGCAGGCAAAGGCUCCUGCCUCGUUCGAACUCGUGAUUUGGCGAGCGCACGUGACUUGAGCUUAGCUCCGCUUCGGCUUCAGACGACGACAGCCUGCCGGGGUCCCAAUCGUCGGCUACCCGUCAUCCCAGGCUUUAUAACCUGAAAAUCGCAGUCUGUUCUAUCACGCAUCUGACACAUUCUGAAUUCUGAUCCCAUUCAUUUUCUCCCCUAUUCUUACCUUCUAUUCGAGCAGCCCGGUUUUUCUUCAACGUUUCCGUUCAAGGUUUCGGUCGAUGCCGACGUCGAAGGCUCGGAACCAGCGCGUCCCACUACAUCGAUUGGCCCAAAAGGCACCUUUCAGCAUCGACUCGGGUGAGUAGCCUGAAUGUUCAGAGUAGAAGUGCUUCCCAUGGCUUGAGGAGGCUCGGGUGGCUAUGGAAGGCAGCGUUCGACGACGCGAGCUGAUCCGCUGGCUUGACCCGCGCUAUUGCGCAGUACCCGACAUCCCAAUGGUCACUUGAGAUCCUGCUCCGACUCGCCGGCGACUUCGCCAGACUUUCGAAGAAGUCAAGAACGAGGCUCACGUUCUACAUGGCGAGGGCCGGCAUCCCCGGAUGACUCGGGUCGCACACAGAAUCCUUCGGCUCGCACUCCCACCGUGAUGGAUCGAGCACGUUACGAAACAGCCCAGAAUUAUACACCGGCCCCAGCCUCGAUACAGACAUCGUCGUUCAGAUCUAGAACGUUCGCGCAUGACAGAACUGGAGACUGCAUCAACCAGAUUGCUCAGCACGAUACAGCAGAGCCCACCUCGGGGUCGUUUGGGCAGGAACCCACGGAUGCCAGCGCCUUACCGCCCUCGACGGUUCCCAAUUUCCUGGGCGACACCAGCUUCGAGGCCGCUUUCGCCGACACCUCUUGGUCGUUUGACAUGGGCGCCUUGGAUAUCGGAACCUUCUUGGCAGUUCCUAUUGCACUUGAGAAGGACGGGGAUCCACAAAAUGGCGAAGAAGAGUCGGUGUCCGUGGGGUCGAGCUACCACGAGAAAGCCGGUGUGCGGGCCAGCAAGCUCGCUGCUGGACAGGGCCUCGAUCUGGACGCCCCUUCAUCUAAGCACGGGAACCUCGAUCUGGACCGGCCUUCAUCUAAGCACGGGAAAUGGUCCCGUCCUGAUUCGCAGUCCGUAGCUCCGAUCCUUGACAUCAGCGCUUAUCGACGUGCGGGGCUCGACGAGCCUGUUCCGAGCAGUGUGCAAGAGAUGGAGCAUCUCGCUGUCUCCCUACGCCCGACCAGCCAGCAUCAUCCGGACGAGACGCUCAGCAUCACCACCAACUCAACCUCGACGAUGGCGAGCACUAUCGCCGGCGCGGCUUUUGAUCAAAUUGAUGUAACCAUUGACGACAUUAUCCUGAUUCAAAACUCGCUCGUUCGCGCAGCAAGCCUACGACUGCGAACCGAAGCGGUCGACCCCGACCUUUUCCCCGCGAGCGGAGCGUUGGACGCGGCUGCAAAUGAAUUCGUGUACAGCGCAAGCUCCGAGGGUCCUUUCAACCCGGCCUGGGAUGAGCUCUCUCGACCCGCACCGGCUCACCACGACAUGCUCGAUGUUGUGGCUGAGGCGGUACCCCAUUCACUGAAUGCAACCGAAUCAGCGUUGCAAACUCAGCCCCAACUGGGGAUUGUGGUACCGCCCACCGCGUCCCGGAGCAUCUUCGUCGAGCAUGAAAUCAGCUCGAAACCUUGUGAGUCGAAUAGGCUUACCCGUCGGAAAUUCGAUUUACUGAUACCGCGUCGAAACCCCGUCGCUCGCAGCCAACCAACCGAAAGAGCAGCCCAGUGGCGCGAUCGUGCGUUCGCCAGAGUCCAAGCAUCGGAAUCUUUCGGUCGCUGUUCCCCCGCGUAUCCUCAAGUACCAAAUCGACCAUGAAGGCGAUGAUCCAAACUCUGACGAUGACGAACCGCUCGCUCACCGGGUCAACCCGCAGGGUGCCAGGGCAACUGGCGGGGCGGAUGGCGAGGUGACGGGCGUGAUUGCAUCGGGGCCGAAUGUUGGAGUUAAAUCGUCGAGAGAUUCCCUCCUCAUCCGAGACGUCCGAGACCGGGCAACACUUGCCACGUUGGCGCUCAAACAAGGCCAGGGCCGACAGGGAUACAAGUCCGUUCGCAAGACGUACAUCUCGGGCCCGACGCUUAUGCCCGACCCAAUCAGUAUGACGGUCGUCCCGAUUCGAAACCCCGACGCUGCUCUCACUCAGUCGUCUGGAUCAGCGAAACAAUCUUACCAGCCGUUGCGCAGCUCGUCGCAGCCCCUCAAGAUCAAGGAGCUUGGCACGCGAUUCAAGUCGAUUCUGAAAAAGAGAUCGCGCGAUUGUGUCGCAUUGCUCAACGGGGAUGAGGUCACACCAUUCCAAGAGCAUGAGCAAGAUAGUCACGAUGCCGUGGACUAUCGUACCAACGACGACGAUGACACGACAGUGACCCUGGUUGAGGCCGAGGCUCUCGCCAACGGGCACAGCCAGCGCGGUACCCAACCCCGUGGAUCUUUCUACGCGCUCAAACCGGCAUCCCGAAGCAGCCGUUCUCUUGUCAAUCUGGUCGGCAAGCUUCGGAGUCGAUCAAGGUCGGAAGGGUUCGUGCGAUCCUUCGAAGGUCCGACACACCUUGCGACGAUCCCUGGAUCACCCUACUGCGCAGUCGAACCUGUUGAGCCUGGGACACCGCAAGGACACAAGGCCGCGGAGCCAGAGCCACACGGACGAGCUCCAACCUCGUACGACAUCAACUCGCGCCGCCCUCAACGAUACUACCGGUCUGAGCCCCACGCGUCUGCGACAAUGCCAGUUCCGGCAGAUGACGAGCCGUCCCACGCCAGGUCCUUGAGCGGAGUCUCCUCUUCCUACGGCGAAGACAGUUCUAUUUCGAGCCACCAGGGUGAAGCACCCUCGUAUACCCAUCUGCACGACGACACCGAUGCUCUUUACGGUGCCGCUGCUGAAGCUCCAGCGCCAGCCAGAGGGGAGUCGAAGAGGGUCGCCUCCAUAGCUGAUGGAGCUUCUCCUCUGGGCGACUGGGCCGAUGCGGACUACAUGCUCGGCAUUCUCGAAAAUGACGCUGGCGGGUCGCCGAUGACAUCCCGCCGUGACGCUUCAUCGGAACAUCCCGAUUCGAUAGUUACUUCUUCUCGGGCACGCUCAUCCAACUCUAGCCAUGUUGACAUCAAAUCAAGGGACUCGGCCACCCCCGAGGCCAGUGCGCACUCCACGAGAAGCUGCACCAGCACGGUGGCUGCCGAGGAUCUCCCGUGCUUCACCGUAUCCGAGGAGCUCGAUACGGAUGACUCGUCCUCAGCAGCGGCGGUCGCAGGCGGACACCUCAACAAACCUCCUCGAUCGCCCAUGAGCCUCGCUGCACCCCUGACGAGUGUUGACUAUCGGAACUCGGGCUACGCCGAGUCUUUCUAUGAUCUGUACGCGCAGCGAAGUGCCGAUCGCGCUACAUUCACUGCGGACAUCCAUGGCGAUCCCAUCGUAGGCAAAGACGGACAGCAGAGUAACAGUGACGACGACUCUUCGGAUCCGACCGGUUCUUUGCCAGACCGUACCUCACCCGCGGUCAAGAAUCACCGCAACUUGACGUUCUGGAAAAUGGUCGGCGACCUGCGUCACUCGCGCCAAUCGAUCGACUCGAGCGAUCAUGACCAGUUCAACUUUGACUCGAGGCCUCCUUCGAUGAUUGGGUCGGAUAUGGCCGAGUCCAUCAUGGACGCUGAUCUCGAGAAUGCGCGAAUGGCUUUCGACGAGGCCGCGUGA